Molecule: messenger RNA, 2464 nt
Organism: Ricinus communis (castor bean)
Lineage: Eukaryota; Viridiplantae; Streptophyta; Magnoliopsida; Malpighiales; Euphorbiaceae
Product: glucomannan 4-beta-mannosyltransferase 9
Exons: 9
Coding region: 456-2063 (535 amino acids)
Cellular component (GO): Golgi apparatus
Molecular function (GO): mannan synthase activity
Source: RefSeq, a predicted model, not a curated record
GAGCAUUCUCUUCUUCUCCAACAAAUUAAAGAAAAAGGGUUUUUCUUGAGCGAGUUCUCUUCUUUUUUCUUUUUCUGUGAUCAUAUUGCUAGCAAGAUUGUGGGUCUGCUUCUGUAAUGGAGUGAGCUGAACUUCAAUAAUCAAAACCACUGACACUAGUCCAGCUAGCUAUAGUACCUCUCUCUCUCUCUCUUUCUCUCUCUCUCUCUCUCUCUCUCUCCCCCUCUACAUUGCCUAAACGUAACUCGAAAGCAAAAAUCAAUAGACAGAACAAAGGCACAAACAAGCCAUUCUUGUUCUUUUCGCAAAGGGUAUAUGUGUGCGUGUGUGUGUGUAUAUAUAUAGCCCUUUAUAUACAUAUCAACCUGUCUAGCACAUAUAUUGUCACAUAUUAUCUUUAUAGCCUUUUUAAUAUUUCUUUUCAAAUAUACCUAUCUAGCUAGCUAGCUAGUAUUAUGGAUCAUCUACCUUCUUCUGUUAACAUUUUUCCUGAUACAUUUAGAAGUGGGGGUUCAGAUGAUAUUACAGGUCAGCUUGGGUUGGUUUGGCAAGUAGUAAAAGCACCAUUAAUCGUGCCGGUCCUGAAAUUAUUGGUGAUAAUGUGCUUAGCCAUGUCAAUAAUGCUGUUUAUUGAGAGGGUAUACAUGGGCAUUGUUAUAACUUUUGUGAAAUUAUUUGGAAGAAAACCAAGCAAAAGAUACAAAUGGGAGCCUAUGAAGGAUGAUAUUGAGCUUGGGAAUUCUACUUAUCCUAUGGUUCUAGUUCAAAUUCCAAUGUACAAUGAAAAGGAGGUUUAUCAGCUGUCCAUUGGAGCUGCAUGUGGGCUUUCAUGGCCGUCCGACCGAAUCAUAAUCCAAGUGCUGGAUGACUCAACAGAUCCUACCAUUAAGAGCUUGGUGGAAGUAGAAUGCCAAAGAUGGGCAAGCAAAGGCAUCAACAUAAAGUAUGAGAUUCGAGACAACAGAAAUGGGUACAAAGCAGGAGCACUUAAAGAAGGAAUGAAACACAGCUACGUCAAACAAUGUGAUUAUGUGGCCAUUUUUGAUGCUGACUUCCAACCUGAGCCUGACUUCCUUUGGCGAACCAUACCAUUCCUUGUCCAUAACUCAGAAAUUGGUCUUGUUCAAGCUCGCUGGAAAUUUGUUAAUGCAGACGAAUGCUUAAUGACAAGAAUGCAAGAAAUGUCACUGGAUUAUCAUUUCACUGUGGAGCAAGAAGUGGGAUCUUCAACAUAUGCCUUCUUCGGUUUCAAUGGCACUGCUGGUGUUUGGAGAAUUUCAGCUCUCAAUGGAGCAGGAGGAUGGAAAGAUCGAACAACAGUUGAAGACAUGGAUUUGGCUGUCAGGGCUAGUCUCAAGGGCUGGAAGUUCGUUUACCUUGCUGACCUCAAGGUAAAAAAUGAAUUACCAAGUACCUUCAAAGCAUAUAGAUACCAACAACAUAGAUGGUCAUGUGGCCCUGCAAAUCUAUUCAAGAAAAUGGCAAUGGAAAUAUGUAGGAACAAGAAAGUAUCACUAUGGAAGAAGUUUUAUGUGAUCUACAGUUUCUUCUUCGUCCGAAAGAUUGUAGCUCAUAUUGUUACAUUUCUGUUCUAUUGUGUUGUUUUGCCUGCAACUGUUUUGGUUCCUGAAGUGGAAGUUCCAAAGUGGGGAUCUGUCUAUAUUCCUUCAACUGUUACUAUCCUGAAUGCUGUUGGAACUCCAAGAUCAUUGCACCUACUGGUAUUCUGGGUUCUAUUUGAGAAUGUAAUGUCUCUGCACAGAACUAAGGCAACAUUGAUUGGUUUGCUGGAGGCAGGAAGAGUGAAUGAAUGGGUUGUCACUGAAAAACUAGGAGAUGCUCUCAAGACAAAAUCCACUGCUAAAGCUCCCAGGAAACCUCGAAUUAGGAUUGGUGAAAGACUCCACUUAUUAGAGCUUGGCGUUGGAGCAUAUCUCUUCAUUUGUGGGUGCUAUGAUUUUACCUUUGGAAAGAACCGCUACUUCAUAUACCUGUUCCUCCAAUCCAUUGCCUUCUUCAUUUCAGGAAUUGGCUAUGUUGGCACUUUUGUCCCCAACCCUUAACAAAAGUCUUGGCCAAGAAUCAGUUCUCAAAAUUAUUACUCAAAUUUUGUUGCUUUCCUCCAAGAAAGUAUAUUUAUCUGGUGUCUUAUACUGGAAGCAUUUUUUUUUUUUCCUUUUUCUUUUUGGGGGGUAAUUGUUUCAGAAGGUAAAUGCUGGUCAUUCUUUAGUAUUGAACAGGAAACUUUUGUCUACAAGAAAUUUUCAUUUAUAGUUGUAUACUUGUAUUGGAAGUAGAAAAUUUAAAGAAGUGAAGCUGCAAGUGCAAGUUAGUGGGAAAGUAGUAUAUGGGCUUUUUGUCACAAACUUAUUGGUGUAGAAAAGAAGCAUCUUUAAUUGGGUUGUUUGGGAAUAGGGAAUUGGAAAUUUGUUUGCAAAUAAAAAUAAAAAUAAGAGAUUCUACA